Emiliania huxleyi CCMP1516 is the source of this 1236-nucleotide messenger RNA. RefSeq lists its product as hypothetical. The transcript has 2 exons. The record is from RefSeq and is a predicted model, not a curated record. Bases 1 to 1236 code for a protein of 411 amino acids. NCBI's taxonomy places the organism in Eukaryota, Haptophyta, Isochrysidales, Noelaerhabdaceae.
AUGCCCACCACCUUCGACGACCUCUCGCACGACGACCUCGUCGCCAUUGGCGAGGCGCUGCCGCCACUGACUGGCCGAUGGCGUCUCAGAGGAACGUGCCGGAGAGUCCGUGCCGUCUUCAACGAUCCGAUCGCUGGACUGCUGCUGCCGCCGCCAACCCUCAUCACAGAGGCCGUGACCAGAGGUCCGACGCAGGCAGAGGUCUCCAAGUACGGACCUGCGGGAGUGUCGUGGCCCGAAACUGCCAAGCUCAUCUCGAUACAGUGGGCCAAAGGCAUCCAGCCCGCUCAAGCGCCAGAGGAGGUCGGCAGCUACCCGGUUGGCGUCACAAUCUGGAGGUCGCUGCGCGAGCCCCAGCUACGCCGCGUGCUGCGGCAGGUCCGCUCGCUGGCCGAGGGCUCAGAGCGCAGCCCCGAGUGGCGCGUGCAGGUGCCCACGCGUCCGUAUGAGCCCGCGCGCUUCGACAUCUUUUUCAAGAUUGCGUGGGAGGCGUUGCCGAAGCUCGCCGAGCGCCUCAUGACCAAAGAGCUCCGCAUGAGCUGCGAGUCCGAGGGCGCGCGCGUGAAUGCGGCGCUCGACGAGGCGAUGCGGGACUACGAGAGCUCCGCCACCAAAACGGUGCACGUGCUCAGGCAGCUUGAGCGCCUGCUGAUCCACGCGCGGCUGAGCGAGGUCCGCACCGAGGUGCUCGGGCGCGUGCUGGCGACGAAGCGGCGCGUGCUCGUCGAGCGGCUGAAGCACCAUCUUGCGGCGCUCCAGGAGGAGGCAGCAGCCGAGGCGCGGCGCGGCCCGCUCGCGCUGCUGAUCGCGCGCUGCGACGCUCUGCGCGAGACGGUGGAAGAGUGCCGCGCCCUCGCGGAUGACGGGGCCAUGCUGGACUAUCAGCUCCACGCCGGCGAGCCCAUCGACUUCGAGGACUUCGAGCUCGACGCCGAUGUGACGCGUCUUCGCGCGGCGCUGCACUUGCGCGCGCGGCGCCUCGAGAGCGCGGCGGACCUGCGUCAGCAGGCCGAACGCAUCAGCUUGCUCUCGCAGCAGCUCGCGAAUGGGCUGGCGCUGCACGAGCGAGAAUUCGAGGACGACAGUGGCGCCGACGGCGGCCUGCUCGAGCCGCUCAAGAGCACCGAGGGCUUCGCCGGGCUGGUCAAGACCGCGUUACUGGAGCUGGGUGGGAUUUAUGAGGAUGACCCUGCGGCGUUGGCGCUUGGCGCUGGCGGGGAUGUCGACAACGAUUAG